This is a messenger RNA of Bactrocera neohumeralis, 5304 nucleotides long. RefSeq names its product terminal nucleotidyltransferase 5C. Lineage: Eukaryota; Metazoa; Arthropoda; Insecta; Diptera; Tephritidae. Gene Ontology annotation, molecular function: RNA binding; poly(A) RNA polymerase activity. Gene Ontology annotation, biological process: mRNA stabilization. The record is from RefSeq and is a predicted model, not a curated record. The transcript is spliced from 3 exons. Bases 2011 to 5250 code for a protein of 1079 amino acids.
UCACAUGUUCGACGUGAAUGAAUAUCAACCCGUACAUGUCGUCUGAUACGUAACGAGUCAAAAGAAGAAUAGAAAACUGUAUAUUCCAAAUUAGCUAAUCAAAGAAACGAAAUAUUUUUUGUAUAAUUCCUGUCUUUUUCGUGUGUUUAGUGCAGGCGCAAUUCCACUGUGCCACUUAAGCGUUCUCUUUCGUGCUUUUACGCUGCAUACAUUCUGCAUAAAACCGCAAUUCUCGAAAAGUCAAUGAAAAUUGCAAAUUGGUGCAAAUUUAAGUGCUGGUGAAAAGUGUUAAUGCGUAAGGGCAGCGCUCAAAUCCACUGGGCGAAGUGAAAGGUGCAUACAUUGUUUAUAUGCUACAUACAAACACGCUUACAUAUAUGUAUGUGUAAAUGUGUGUUUGUGAUUCCUAAGCUGUGUCUGUGCUGUGUUUCAUGAGUGAAUUGGAAAAUUCGUAAAGAAAAAUUAUUCGCAACAAAUCUGUUCAGUGCGUAUGAAGAAUAAUAUUUCCGACCACGUUGUGUUGAAUUUGUCAUAGAAAGAAGCAAAAAUAACAAUAACAAAAAACGUGCGCGUGCUACAACAAUAACAGCUGGCAAAAAAAAAUCGACGAAAGCUACCAACAAACGCUCGAAGUUCAGUUCGGGCGCGCAAAACAUAACAACAGUAAUUCGUGUCGCUGGCGAAGUAAACAGUGUGCUUGAGUGCGUGUUGUUGCAGCAGCGAGUUAACCUUCAAGGAAAAAGCGAAGAUAACGUCUCAACCGCCGAAGUAGUGCUAGAAACAACAAAAGAGAGCAAACACUCAAAAUUGAAAGUUUGUAAAAGAAAUUAAUAACAAACAACAACAAUUGUGCUGAAGAAGUCGAAAAUAGGUUAAAAAGUGUUUGGUGUCGAUGCGUUGAAAUAAAAUAAAAUCCGAAAAAAGAUACACAAAUACCGAAAAAAAGUAAUGUAAAAACGCAAAACUCGCUAAAGAGCCACUAUUACUAAAAAAGCAACAACAAAAGUAAAAAAAUUAAAAGCUCGUCUGUGUAGAAUUUACCCUACCUCAAUUAUUUGUUUAAGUGUAUGUGUGUAGAGAUUCGAGAUCGAGUGAAAAAGAGAGGGAGAGAGAGAGACCAACGAUCGAGUGAGCAUUUAAAAGUGUAGAGAAGACGCAAAGUCAACACAAGAUCAGACGGUAAAGGUGAAAGCGGAAAGUGAAAUUAAAAAAAGUCAACACCGAAUAAAAAGUAAAAACACAAGAUAAAUUAAAAGUAUUAAAAACAAAAAUAAAAACAACGAUUCAGCUUUCGUUGUGUGGUGAGCGGCAAAUUGCGCAGUCCGUACACUAACGGACUCACACAUAACGACAAUUUGUUGACUACCAAAAGCGGCUACCCAAAGCACUUAGCCACAGCUAACUAUUUCACCAGAAACAACAGCCAUAGCAGCUGAUCAACAUACCAACAAUAACUACAUACAGUGUGUGCCGUGUAUAGUGAAAAUAGAAACUGAGAGAGUAGAGCGGAUGAGUGGCUGAAAAAAAGCCGGCUACGGCGGUAAUUUUCAAGUUUUUGAAGAUCACAGUUUUAAAAUAUACGGUGUAAGAGUCGAACGCGCGUUAAACGCAGUGACGAAAAGUUGUGAACAGUGUAAAGUGCGCUAUACGAAAAUUCGAAAUACAUUCGAACAACAAGUGUAGUGUAUGCAAAGUGUAUAAACACGUAGUGUUUUGAAAAUUUACGAAAAUUCGAAAAUUUAAAGUUUCGAAAUUCAAGUUCGAAUUUUCGAAGUUCAAUUACAAAUUUUCGAAAAUCAAAUUAACUUAUCUCCAGCAAAUCUGAGUUGUUUUUGUGCAAUUUAUAGCAAAAUUUGCGAAAAAAAUACAACAACAAUAACGGGUAAAGCACAAUAACUUUGCAGUUGGCUCGUGUCGGUAUCGCGCGUGUGUGGGUGACACGGUGUCUGUAGGUUUGUGCGCGCUUAAGUGCAUGAGUGCGUUUGGAAGACGUUUACGAAAAAACAAAUCAUGGUAGAUAACAACAACAAAGCAACGUUGGCGACAACAAGUACAGCAACGACAAAGGCAACAACAACAGCGAAUACAAAGCAACAACGCCAAACGGUUGGUGCCGGUAACACAGCGUCGUUGAGUCCAAUAAGUAGUGCACAGCAGCAACAACAAAAUCAGCAACCACAACAACAAAAACAGGAAAAGUUCGAACAACAGCAAAAUAUUGUCACAAAGAAGAGCAACAAAAACAAAAAUCAGAAAAAGUGUGACAACAAAAGCAGUGAAAAACUGAGCAAUGAUAGAAUUGAAGACAACUACAAUAACAACAACAAUACCAGCCAGCAAAACAACAACAACCCCAACCCCAACAUUAACGGUGAUGUUGGCGUAAAGGAAGAUAACGACAACAACAACCCAUUAACAACAAAAACAAUUAAGACUGUGUCAACAACAACAACAAUCACAGCAAGCGCGUCAAUCGUUUCCGCUACAGAUGCUGACAGCAAGCAGCCGCCAGAGGUCGGCAGUUGCAUCAGCGCCGAUGCAAACGACAAUGAAUUUGAGAGCGCUGCGAAAGAACGCCAGUUGCCAAGCAAAGCGGCAACAAGUGGCAAGAACAACAACAACAACAACAGCGACAGCAAUCGUUACAAUAACAACAAAAAUGCGAAAACACGCAAUGCCAAGCAAAAGCCACAAGCAACCGACAAGCAGGCUGUUAGCCAAAAUAAUCGGAACAGCAACAACAACAAAAACAACAAAAGUCAAAAUGGCAAAGUGUUUACGAAUAGCAAAAACAACAACAAGACUAAUUGGAAGCGUGUUGAGAAGCGUAACAGCAUCAUUUUCAGCACCAAUCAUCACUACAGCAACUACAAUAGCAAUGAUAACAACAACACAAUUAAAAACAACAAAUAUCCUACACAGAAUUCCAAUACGCCUAGCAUUAUGACCGAUGACGAUGAUGAUUAUCGCGACAUAACCGAUACCGAGUCGGUGCGUUCCAACGAUUGGCCACGCAAAUACUCACGUCCACAACAACAUCAACAACAACAGCUAAAACAAAAACAGCAGCAACAACAAAGUGCUAAAAAACCAAGUGCCAGUGACUUAUUGACAGCCGCCCUAAUGGUGCCCUGUGAAAAGUGCAACAAAGUGAAAGUACAAGUGCAACAACAACAAGGCUCUAAUUCAAAUAUGUCCUCAUAUUCGAAUAGUUCGCGUCAAUAUCGUAAAUCCAAAUCGUAUAUGGGUGAAUGUGCCGCCGAAGAGACAGGUGGUAGCGGGCGCAAUUCUGUGGCAUCUGUUGAAAAUUGGCGUAAUCCCAGCGGUAAUAGUGGUAAAGCUAACCGCUAUCAACGUUCGUUGAGCGAUCGUCGCUCUUCGUUUGAUCGCAUGUUUGCCGAACGCAAUAAGGAUUUCGUGCCAAUUGUCCAACCAACCCGUCCAAUGCUUGCUUCGUCGAAUAUCGAAUGUGUUCUUACAGAUACCGAGAAAAUAGUGCUCAUCGAACGACUGGGGAAAGGACGUCAGACAUAUCCAUUAAUGCAGUGCGGGACCCUAGACGCACACUCCGAAUCGUCAUAUCACUAUCAACAGCGUUCGAACAGAAUGGAUGUCUAUCAAAUUGACGACGGUUUCCACUCGGACGGUGGCACUGAGACGCCACCACCCUCACCCAGUUCGGGUUCAUCGAUAGCCUCGGCUUCGGAUCAUGGCUCAUUGGAGAGUGUCGACACGGGCGGUACACAACGUUUGGCCGUACUCUCAUUCGAACAGGUGCGUAAAUUGCACGAUGUCAUGGACGAAAAAGUGGCCAUACAUGGACGUGGUAAUUUCCCCACACUCGAAGUACCGCUCAAAGACUUGGUCAAUAUGGUACGACGCAAAUUGGAGGCAGAUGUUAGUGUGGGCGGUGCCGGUGUGAUAGUCAAGGAUGUGCGCUUGAAUGGUGGCGCAGCUAGUCAUGUUUUAGCUUCCGAGGAUCAGCCAUACAAUGACUUGGACUUGAUCUAUGCCAUUGAAUUGACAUCGACACGUCACUUUGAUCGCGUCAAAUCGGCCGUGCUCAAUACAUUGUUGGACCUCUUGCCGGAGGGUGUGUGCAAACGGCGCAUUAUGCCGUGCGCUUUGAAGGAGGCUUACGUCGGCAAGAUGGUCAAAGUGAAUAAUAAUAAUGACGGUGAUCGUUGGUCACUAAUAUCGCUUGGCAAUUCGCCAGGUCACAAGAAUGUCGAACUGAAAUUUGUCGACACAAUGCGACGUCAGUUCGAAUUCUCAGUGGACUCAUUUCAAAUCGUUUUGGACUCGUUGCUACUGUUCUACGACUGUGCCGCCUUACCCAUAUCGGAGAAUUUCUAUCCGACCGUGGUCGGUGAGUCGGUAUAUGGCGACUUUCAGGAGGCGCUCUAUCAUUUGCAAAAGAAAUUGAUCUCAACACGACAGCCGGAAGAGAUACGCGGCGGCGGUUUGCUCAAGUAUUGCAAUCUCUUGGUGCGCAAUUAUAAGCCAGUCGAUCCGCAACAUAUCAAGACCCUAGAACGUUAUAUGUGCUCACGAUUCUUCAUCGAUUUCCCCGACAUCAAUACGCAGACCAAGAAACUGGAGGCGUACUUGUCCAAUCACUUCUGGGGCGUUGACGAGGAGCCUCUACAAUAUCAGUACCUGAUGCAUUUACGCGAAGUCGUCGAAAUGUCUACGGUGUGCCUGAUGGGGCACGAGCGGCGGCAGACCAUGUUGCUCAUACAGAAUUUGGCCACGAAUGUGCUCUACAAAGAGCAGAAGAAGCAGCAACAGGCGCAGGAGCAAUAUCAACAACAGCAGCAACAACAACAUCACCUACAUCACCAUCACCAUCCACAACAACAACAACAGCAGCAGCCAGUCGAUGUGCAAACAACACAAGCACAACAGCAGCAACAGCAACAGCAGUCACAUCAACAAGUAACGCUGGUCACAGCACCGCACCAACCACAACCACAACAAUUGCAAGCGCCGCAAACACAGACAAUCUACUUGCAGGCGGCGCCGACAGCGUCACCACAAACAACAACAGCGACCAUCUGCUGUACGACAGCCACCGGCGAGCAGCAGCAACAACAAGUGCAAGUACAGCAACAGCCACAAGUGCAGGCGAUACAGACGCACGCCGCGGUGGCCCAGCCGACGACCACCAUUCUCGUCUAUAACGGCGUCUACUAUGCACCUGUGAUUCCGGCUAUUUGCACAUGCAACCAGACGUGGUUGAGCACGUGAUUGACGAACGAGCCGGCGACGGGGCAAACAGACGCAACAACAACAACAACAGUA